Paramecium octaurelia is the source of this 635-nucleotide messenger RNA. Lineage: Eukaryota; Ciliophora; Oligohymenophorea; Peniculida; Parameciidae. The record is from the annotation of a GenBank genome assembly.
AAUCAAAUGAAAUUGAUAAUUCUAUGCUUAAUGAUGGUUGGAGUUUUCUCGGCUUUAUCAAAUUAAGUUAUUACACAUAAAGUGAAAAUAGGAGUGACAAUUGAUGGGUAGAAUGCCGGUGAAAUCUAAUUAGGCCUCUUUGGGGAGGUUGUACCAAAAACAGUUGAGAACUUUAGAGCUUUGUGCACAGGAGAAAGAGGUAUAGGUUAUGCUGGAUCUCCAUUCCAUAGAAUAAUUCCAAAUUUUAUGAUUUAAGGAGGGGAUUUUGUAAGUGGAAAUGGAUAUGGAGGAGCUUCAAUUUAUGGGAGCUCAUUUGAUGAUGAAAAUUUCAAAUUGGAACAUGAAAUUGGUUGUAUUUCAAUGGCAAAUGCAGGACCAAAUACCAACGGCAGUCAAUUCUUUAUUACUACAGCAGAAACUCAUUGGGUAAUUGAUUAAUUAUUAUAUUCUCAAAGUUGGAUGGAAAACAUGUCGUUUUUGGGCGGGUUAUCGAGAAUAUGGAUUUGGUAAAGACAAUUGAGUCUAAAGGAUCACAAAGUGGGAAACCAUAAGCCAAUGUAGUUUUUGCUUCUUGUAGUGCUGAAACUGUAUCAAAACAAUCAUGAUCUGGAAUAAUAUUAUUAUAUAUGUAUUUC